Dacryopinax primogenitus is the source of this 255-nucleotide messenger RNA. RefSeq lists its product as uncharacterized. The record is from RefSeq and is a predicted model, not a curated record. The transcript has a single exon. Lineage: Eukaryota; Fungi; Basidiomycota; Dacrymycetes; Dacrymycetales; Dacrymycetaceae. The annotation marks the transcript as partial.
UCCCCGGAGGCGUUCUCGACACCCUACGAGUUCGUACAUCUCCAUGGAGGCGAAGGUUCCCUCCAUCUAAUACUGGCGCCUUUGGAUGCAGCGCUCGCUGUGGAAAGAGGCUGGGCGGUCCGGUUCCCCCUUGCUGGUGCAGGCAGCUGGGUGGGACAUGCCGAGGGAAGGGUUCUGGUGUAUGCGCCAAGGGACGAGGGGGAGGUGACGGUUGUCAAGCAGUUGGUGAAUGCAGGGUAUCAGUACCUGACAGGA